AUGCGGUCCACACGGUACUCUACCUCUCGACAGAAGGCUUGCCAGCGGUGCGCGAGCUCCAAGAUCAAAUGCGACCGGAAAGCAGGGACAUGUUCCCGGUGCCGGGAGCGGGGCGUCGCCUGCGUUUAUCUCCAGAGUCAGGCAUCUGCUCCGUCUGGACCGGAUGCCACCGGCUUGUGCGACAGAGCGAGAGCGGGACUCGGGGUAUCUCGCAAUCUUACCGUCGGAUCCAAGGGCGCCAGUACUCAUCCUCGAGGAGCCCAACAAGAAGUUGCCUUGGGUAGUAGACCAGGCUUAACAGAGACCAUUCUGUCCUUCCGAGUCCCUACUCCCGAGCGACCGGAAACGGCGGAGAUAGGUCUUAUUCCUUCACGACAACAACAUGGAGCAUCAACCACCGGCAGCAACAUCCCUGCAAGAUCCGCGUCACAUCCAACCGACGGGCUGGACUUUUCCCACCUAGAGCUUGUGUGCCCCAUUAAUGCCGAUGACAUUGCCAACCGAUGGCUGCACAACUUUGUCCCCGUGCCCGGCCAAGUAACCAAGGACUACACCCCUCGUGUGUCGGCCUUCAUCCACAGGAUGUUAAAAUCUUAUGCCAACUCUUCAAUCCGGGGCCGCAGAGUUCCGCCUUUUGUCCAUUGGUCUCAACUGCAUCUGGACUCGAGCACUCCGCUCUCGGCCUGUCUCGCUUCCAUACGCGUAUGCGACGACCUAGAAUAUCGAGACGGCAAGGUCUCGGCUGAAAGGCUACAGAGAGAGAUGGCGACGCUCUUCGCUCGACGCGAAACUGAGGAUGACAUGGCUCUUCUCGCAACGUUCCAGGCACAUCUCGUUUACUCCCUGGUUACCUUCUUCCGACUGGAACGAGAAGCCUGCUCUCUACUCCCUCAAAUCAUGAUGAACACGCAGGAACUCGCCUGCGCAGCCGCCAGGAAAGGGCUCGCCUGCGUGGCCGAGCAAGACGGUGCGCGUCCCACGUGGGAGUCGUGGAUAGCAGCCGAGGCCAAGCGAAGGACUCUUUUCACCAUGUGUCUCCUCGACAGCGCCCUGCUUACCCACGACGGGCUUCCGACGCAUCUCGCCACCGAGUUGCGGGGAUUACCUGCGCCGGCGAGUAAGUCUCUGUGGGAAUCGCGCAGCCGACUCGACUGGCAGGUCGUGUACGACGCCCACUUGGCAGAGUGGCCAGAGGGAGGUCUGCGCAUCGACGAGCUGUGGCCUAUGCCUGAAGACUUGAGCGAGAGCGAGGUCAACAAGAGGCGUAGUCGAGUUGAUGCGUGGCUGGAGGACCUUGACGAGUUUGGGACCAUGAUCUACGCUGUCACGAGUGGGACGCAUGGCACAUGAACAUCGACCUGAGAAUCUCAACGGUCUUAACAUCUUGGUGCUGAUCAUACCCCAUGAUGGGUUUGCCUGGCCUUUCAUGUGGGACAUUUUCGGUCUGUAUCUCAACCUUACAGCGUCUGACAUCGAAACACGACGAUGGUCUCCUCGAUUUUUUUUUAUUUUGUUUAACUAGAUCUUGGUUGGAAAACUCUUUGAUACGACGGGAACCGGCAUCUAAAAACACAUUCUUCUCACCAACGGCUCCGGGAGAAGGCUACGCCAGCGACUGGGUUCGAGCUGCUCACAGGUAAAGAUGGCCUCCUUAGUCUUCGUCAAAGAAAGCCAACCGAGCCAUUCCCUGCUCCGUCUGAGGAAGUCGAUAGCCACUUCACUUCACCACCCCUCAACCCUCUGGAUUGCUGCAUCGGUGCGUGGGUCGGCAGUCUUCAACUCCCCGCUGAGCUUCAAAUGCC
Molecule: messenger RNA, 1802 nt
Organism: Colletotrichum destructivum
Lineage: Eukaryota; Fungi; Ascomycota; Sordariomycetes; Glomerellales; Glomerellaceae
Product: Putative zn(2)Cys(6) fungal-type DNA-binding domain-containing protein
Exons: 1
Coding region: 1-1350 (449 amino acids)
Biological process (GO): regulation of DNA-templated transcription
Molecular function (GO): zinc ion binding; DNA-binding transcription factor activity, RNA polymerase II-specific
Source: RefSeq, a predicted model, not a curated record